AGAAUACUGUAUAUGAAUAUGGUUGGAUCCCUACAAUAUAUAGCAGAUUGUACACAACCUAACAUAGUGUUUAUAACAUCUCAACUUGUAAAAUACUUAAAAUGCCCUAGCAUGUUACAUUAUAAUACUAUUGUGUAUUGUAUACAUUACUUAAAGGGAACCAAAGACAAAUGGUUACUACUAGGACAAGGGAACCAUAAUAAUAUUAUUAGUUACACUAAUACAGACAAGAAUAAUAAAGCAAUCUCUGGAUACACAUUCUUCUUAGGAGAAUCACUUAUAUCUUGGUCAAGUAAAGGACAAAAGUUAGUCUCUUUAUCAACAUACAAAGUGGAAUUAAUUGUGCUAUCAAAUGGAAUACAAGAAGCUAUAGUAUUACAAUGCCUAGCAGAGGAGAUACUACAGAUCUCUGAUACACCUACAAACAUUUACUGUAAUAAUCAAGUAGUAAUUAAAUCUAUAGAAGUAGACAAAACAAAAUACUCAACACAAACUAAGCAUAUUGGUUUACAGUACAACUUUGUUAAGUGCUAUGUUGAGGAACAACUUAUUAAUAUUAAGUAUGUUCAAACAGAUGAACAGAGGGUGGACAUCCUAACUAAAUCAUUA
Molecule: messenger RNA, 609 nt
Organism: Fomitiporia mediterranea MF3/22
Lineage: Eukaryota; Fungi; Basidiomycota; Agaricomycetes; Hymenochaetales; Hymenochaetaceae
Exons: 2
Source: RefSeq, a predicted model, not a curated record